Messenger RNA from Cannabis sativa, 495 nucleotides. RefSeq lists its product as uncharacterized. The transcript has a single exon. The coding region runs from base 1 to 495 and encodes 164 amino acids. Lineage: Eukaryota; Viridiplantae; Streptophyta; Magnoliopsida; Rosales; Cannabaceae. The record is from RefSeq and is a predicted model, not a curated record.
AUGGGGAGAAAUAAAAAUGACAUUCUUGGUUUCUUGAAGGAGAAAAUGAGAAAGAAAAUCUUUAGUUGGGAGACUAUGUUUUUGUCUAAAGCUGGAAAAGAAGUCUUGAUUAAAUCAGUAGCUCAAGCCUUGCCUAAUUAUGCAAUGAGGGUGUUUCUCUUGACCAAAGAAAUUCGCUCGAGCCUUGAAGGUAUGAUGGCAAAGUUCUGGUGGAAAUCUCAAUCGAGUUCAACUAGUAAGGGAGUAAGUUGGGUUAGUUGGAAGCGGCUUUGUCAACAUAAGAAUUUUGGAGGGCUUGGCUUUCGGGAUCUUCGUGACUACAAUCUCUCUUUUUUGGGAAAACAAGGUUGGAGGUUACUUACUAUGGAGGAUACGCUUGUGGCGAAAAUUUAUAAAGCAAGAUAUUAUCCACAAGGUUCAUUUCUUAAUGCCGAGUUGGGACAAAAUCCAAGCUUUAUUUGGAGGAGUAUUUGGGAGGCUCAAUCUCUUGUUUGA